CUUUCAUACCCGUCAUUUCACUCCUCAUUUAUUACUACUCUCUUUCAUCUUCAAAAAUCCUCUGAAAAUAUCUCCUGUUUCACUUUCUUCUUCAUCAAGGCCACACAAAGAUCUUUACCCUUCUCUUGGAUAGAGAUUGUAAAAAAAUCCCACAAAUUGUGUGGGUGGGUGGGGGGAAGAUAUAUAGAAAUGGCAGCAGAAGAGGAUGUGCGUAUGACUGAGGUCACUGGUCCAUUUCGUCAGGUUCUUUUCAUCUCGGCUGGUGCUAGCCACUCCAUUGCUCUUCUAUCUGGAAAUAUUGUUUGCUCAUGGGGACGAGGAGAGGACGGGCAGUUAGGCCACGGCGAUGCGGAAGAUCGACUUUCGCCAACACGAUUGAGUGCAUUGGAUGGACUUGAUAUAAUAUCUGUUACAUGUGGAGCCGAUCAUACAACUGCAUAUUCAUUGUCUUGCACUGAAGUGUAUAGUUGGGGGUGGGGUGACUUUGGAAGACUUGGUCAUGGAAAUUUUAGUGACUUAUUCACUCCUCAGCCCAUAAAAGCAUUACAUGGUCUGAGGAUUAAACAAAUUGCUUGUGGAGACAGCCAUUGUUUAGCUGUGACAAUGGAAGGCGAGGUCCAGAGUUGGGGAAGAAAUCAAAAUGGUCAACUUGGUCUUGGAAGCACUGAAGACUCUCUUGUGCCUCAAAAGAUUCAAGCCUUUCAGGGUAUUUCUAUCAAAAUGGUUGCUGCUGGUGCUGAGCAUACCGCAGCUGUUUCAGAAGAGGGUGCACUCUAUGGUUGGGGAUGGGGACGAUACGGGAACUUGGGCUUAGGUGACAGAAAUGAUCGCUUAGUUCCUGAGAAGGUUUCUACUCUCAAUGGAGAGAAGAUGAAUAUGGUUGCUUGUGGAUGGCGGCAUACCAUAUCAGUCUCUGAUACUGGUAGAUUAUACACUUAUGGGUGGAGCAAGUAUGGUCAACUAGGACAUGGGGACUUUGAGGAUCACCUUGUUCCGCAUAAGGUGGAAUCUUUAGCCGACAGUUUUAUUAAGCAGAUAGCAGGUGGAUGGAGACAUACAAUGGCACUCACAUCUGAUGGAAAACUCUAUGGCUGGGGAUGGAACAAGUUUGGACAGGUUGGGGUUGGUGACAACGCUGAUCAUUGCUCUCCGGUGCUAGUUAAAUUUCCUCAUGAGCAGAAAGUAGUUCAGGUUUCAUGCGGCUGGAGGCACACACUUGCAAUUACUGAAGAGAAAAAUGUCUUCUCUUGGGGAAGGGGUACAAAUGGACAGCUCGGGCAUGGAGAAUCCAUGGACCGGAAUGUUCCGAAGAUUAUAGAGGCUUUGAGUGUUGAUGGCUCGAGUGGGCAACAGAUAGAAUCUUCAAAGCUUGAUCCAUUGUCAGGUAAAACCUGGGUUUCUCCAACAGAGCGAUAUGCAAUUGUUCCUGAUGAAAGUGGACAAACGGUUCAUUCGGGAAAGGGGAAUGGGGGUGAUGUGAGUGUCCCUGAGAAUGACGUGAAGCGAAUACGAAUGUGAUUCCUCUGAAGCAGAUUGAGUGGUCGUAAACUAUGUGGAUUCAGUCUGAAAAGAAAAAAAAUGCGUCAAUCGUCUUUUAACAUAUAUAUGUAUCAUGCAAGAAUAAAUGCGAUGAUGUGUUCAUGCAGCAAAGCCAGAGGGGUUUGUAAGGUGAGUGUGUUGUUGUUGGUUAUUAUUACUACUAUUAUUAUGAGGUUUGUAGGCUAUGUUACUACUGCUUAUAAUUUUCUUCAGUUGUUGAAACACUACAAUCAAUAUGGCUGUUUUAAUAGUAUCCAUUUUCAUGGUUUUAUUA
Molecule: messenger RNA, 1813 nt
Organism: Gossypium raimondii (Peruvian cotton)
Lineage: Eukaryota; Viridiplantae; Streptophyta; Magnoliopsida; Malvales; Malvaceae
Product: ultraviolet-B receptor UVR8
Exons: 12
Coding region: 190-1518 (442 amino acids)
Biological process (GO): protein ubiquitination; ubiquitin-dependent protein catabolic process
Molecular function (GO): ubiquitin protein ligase activity
Source: RefSeq, a predicted model, not a curated record